Messenger RNA from Staurois parvus, 830 nucleotides. NCBI's taxonomy places the organism in Eukaryota, Metazoa, Chordata, Amphibia, Anura, Ranidae. The record is from the annotation of a GenBank genome assembly.
UGGCAAAUGAAAGACAGAAAAGAAUGGCAAUUCAAAUUAAAAAAGAUGAAGCGACAAAGGAGAUGGAGCUGUGGAAAUUGUCUGAGAAAACCAUACUGAAAGAACUGAAACAAAGAAUAACAGCAGGACAUAAUAAGCAAAUGUACUUAACUACAGAGGGCAAACGUCUCGAGGGAGAAAUAGAGAAAUGGGACAAAGAGAUCUGCAGCAUAAGUGAAGAACUGGAUAAUGCAAGUAAAGAAAAUUUAACUGAAGAACAGAAUCUCAAGGAAGAGAUAAAGACACUGGAGGAUAAAAUUCAAGUUUGUAUUAAACACCUAGAAAAUGAGCAAGAAAAACUGGCCAAUAACAUUCCCAUUAUGAAGGAGGCUGAAAACACCUACAAUAGAGAGAAUACCGACUAUGAGGAUUUAAAGAAACAUACUGGAGAACUUAGAAGCCGACAAAAAUCCUUGGAGCAGUCCAUCAGCAAAAUUGCCAAGGCCAUUGAGGCCAACGUGAAUAUAAAGGAAGCUAAGAAGAACUCUUUAAAAGCACUUAGAAAUUCUGCAUUCAAUAAGCUCCAGAAUGACCUUGGGACUAUAAAGCAGACUGACAGAGACAUCUAUGAAAUAAACAGAAAACUUGAGCUUGUUACUAUGGAAAACUGUAGGCUGAAGCUGCAAAACACCCAGUUUAAGGAUGAUAUCAGUGCAAUUAAGAACGAGGCUGAAAAGCACAUAUCAGUUACACAGCAGCUGGAAGGAGACCUGGCGUCUCUUAUAGAAAACCUUCAUAAGGGCUGGGAAGAAGACAAUUUAAUUUGCAAUGAUUUUUCUGAAAGGGAUCAG